Messenger RNA from Linum trigynum, 733 nucleotides. Lineage: Eukaryota; Viridiplantae; Streptophyta; Magnoliopsida; Malpighiales; Linaceae. The record is from the annotation of a GenBank genome assembly.
GACAAUUCCCUCUAAAACGCCCUCCGCUCCAUCUACGAGGACUCCAUCUUCGUCGGCGAGGUCUCCCAGCUGCGGUCGGAGCUCCCUCCUCGCCAAUCUGCGUUGCGGCCUCUGGUACCCCCGCGGCUUCGCCGCCAUGUGUUACUUCAAAUCCACCGACGGCCACACCAACGAUUACUCCUUCUCCACCGCCCCUGUAUUGUUAUCUGUCGGCCCUUGAGAUCGACGGGACGGAGCCGAUCAUGACUGGGCCUGAGUCACGGGACCAAACGACAAAGCUUUUGGAUUUCGUAGCUGUACGUGGUGACGACGACGAGCUGGUUCAUGAUGUUUCCGGCAGAAGCUUGGAGCUUGAUUUAUUCCAUCAGGUUGACGAUUCCUUGAAGGGUUUGUAUGUGUACAAGAAUAAUUUCAGCUUGGUGCCCUGGUCGAUUCGAAGGCUCCACAGGCGGAGGACAUUUAAGUUGAUCGGGAUGAACAAUUAGGCGAGGAGUAAAAGGGUCGGAGGUGUGUGGGGUAAUUGUCAUAACUUGGAAUGGAAGUUUAGACGAUGUAUGAAGUAAGGAUUUGGUGUUCUUUCUUUCUACGUUUGCAUGGAUCGGAUUUGGCCCGUAAGUAAGAGGCUUCUAAGGAUUUCAGGGAUUAAUUAAUGCAUGGGAUGGAUGGAAUUAUGCGGUGGGGAAUCUGAUGAAGAUAUGAGAUGGGUGAUCAUGUAUAAAACUUUUGGAAGCAU